This is a messenger RNA of Metopolophium dirhodum (rose-grain aphid), 3481 nucleotides long. RefSeq lists its product as uncharacterized. NCBI's taxonomy places the organism in Eukaryota, Metazoa, Arthropoda, Insecta, Hemiptera, Aphididae. The transcript has 3 exons. The record is from RefSeq and is a predicted model, not a curated record. Gene Ontology annotation, molecular function: nucleic acid binding. Bases 320 to 1675 code for a protein of 451 amino acids.
CCUAUAUGUUGAAAAAAGUGGCGUCUUCCAGCCGGCUUUUCAGUGUAAUUAGUAGUUGGCAAUCUAGUUUAUUAUCUAUAUCUCUAUUCUUAUAUCUCGUCUAUCAUCUUAUAGUCAUUGAUAAUAAUAUAGACGCGCACGACAGUUAAAUUUCAAAUAAUACAAAGCCGGUUUUGUAUUGGUUUACGUCUAUAUAGGUGCCACAUUUUGAAUCUGAAUUUGACAUUUCGACAUCCUUUCUUUGUCCACGUUCUGUGCGUCGUUGUACAUCACUACUAUUUAUUGAACAUAAAUAUCGCUUUUGUUACAAAUUCAUUUUAUGAUUAUGAGUGAUCAUCAUAAUUUGUGCUAUGCUGUCACGGACGAAGAGAGAAGACUUUCGCCGAAAAGAAAAAAUCCCAGUGGAAAACUUGUAAGCAGUGGUCAAAGGGAGAUUAUUGUCAACAUGUACAAGGACAUUAAAAGUAAACAUCCAGAAAUGAAAUACAAACCAAUGAUACUUAGAAUAAAUCAAACCACGGGUAUUGGUCGUCAAACCAUCUGCUCUACCAUAUCCGAGUAUAGACGUACAGGAACCGUCUCUUCUCCAAACAAAAAACGAAAUAGGUCAUCACUCUUGAGCCAAACUUCAAGCCAAACUGACAAUUUGGAUCGUAGUACAUUACGGAAAAAGGUGUAUUCGAUUUGGUUACGCCGUGAACUUCCGACAAUCGACAGAAUACUGGCUGAAGUUAACAAAGAUCCUGCGCUUCCAAAAUUUAAACGUACCGCUUUUGAUAACAUAAUUAAAAAUUUAGAUUUUGUUUUCACUAAAUGGAAAAAGCACAGUGUGUUGACCGAGAGUGAAGAUUUGAUUGUUUGGCGACGCAACUAUUUAAAUGACAUUCGUAAAUAUCGUGAAGAGGACCGUACAAUAUAUUAUCUGGAUGAGACGUUGUUGAAUGCUGGCGAUUUUAUGGACCAAGUAUUGAAGGACAAAUCGAUAGUUCACAAACACGACGCUUUUAACAAAGGUAUUAAAACUGAUCUGGAAAAUCUGACGGGGAAUGGGAAUCAUUUGAUUUUGUUUCAUAUUGGAUCAAACAAAGGAUUUUUGAAAGGGGGCCUAUUAUGUUUGGAAUCGAAAAUGAGUAGCAGUGACUAUCAUGACGAAAUUAGUGGUGAUCAUUUUAAAGAGUGGUUCGAAUCUAUUCUCCCUUGUCUUGAGCCAAACUCCAUUGUAGUUAUGGAUAACGCAUCGUAUCAUUCAACCAAAGCCGAACAAAUUCCGACGCCGAGUACGAAAAAAGCUGAGAUAUUAGAAUGGCUUAAUUCAAAAGGUGUCACUUUCGAUAAGCCAUUGUUGAAGCUUCAACUGCUGGUCAAGGUACGUGAGUUAAAACCACGAUUCUCAUCGUACGUCAUUGACGACUUGGCAACAAACUCAGGUCACACAGUACUCCGAUUACCACCACAUCACAACGAAUUCAACCCAAUUAAAUUGGCAUGGGCAAUGGUGAAAGGGUAUGUAAAACGAAACAACGAGACGUUUAAGGUCGAUAGCGUUCGACAACUCGUUAACACGGCAAUCGAUCGAGUGACGACGGGAAAUUGGAAAAAUUUCAUUAAUAACGUCAUCGAAGAAGAAAAUAAAAUUUGGAUAGUCGACGACAUCAUGGACGAAAUGCUUGAUUAAAUAAAACCUUGUGUACCCACGAUUAAGUGUGUGGCAUCCACGGUUUUAAAUUAAUUAAUUUUAAAAUAAUUUUAAAAAAAUCAUUAACUUGCCCAGCCUUGGCACUGGCAUCUAUUUUUGACAACUGAGUCCAUCUGUAACUAUUUAAUAUUUAAUUUUUAUGUAAAGAUAUUUUUUUAUACCUAUGUUUUUUUUGUAAUACAUAUAAUGUAAUACUGUAAAUAAUUAAAUACAUACAAGUUUAAAACUGUAUAAUUACUGAUUAUAGUUUAAGGUUAGUUGACAAUGAAUUGGCCUCUAAAAUAACUAAAAACGUUCUGAACUUGAGAAAAUAUCAACUAAUCUAAAAAUAUUAUUUAAAUCAAUCAACAUUAUCUUUAAAUGAUAAAAUAUUUAAACUUUGCAACGUUGUUGGUGGUAUGUAUUAAAAAUGUUUCAACGUCAGUUCAUUCUAAACAAAUUGUGUUAAAUAUAAAAUAAUAAAGACUUGAUUUUAAAUAUUAUAACUAUACAUAAUAUGUUCCAUUUUUAAAUGUUUUUUUAUGAUUUACUAUUUCUAUUAUAUUUGGACUCAAAAAUGUUGAUUAUAAUUAUAGUACACUUUAAAAAUAUUAUUUUGUUAUAAACUAUUUAUAGUGACAUGAUAUUAUAAGUAAUCAUAAAAAAUUCUCAAGUCCCUUUAGUUUAGUAUACGACAAAUGUUUUCUAAAUGACAACGAAAACGAAAUACCUAUAUAAAAUUGUUUGAGGAAAAAUCGAUGUUUUCCGUUUUAAAAUCAAAUUUUGUAAAACAUUUCAAUUUUAAACGUCUGUAAAUAAAUGUUUGCAUAUUAUUAAGCAUUUUCGAUAUUUAUAAAUAAUUGCUGUAAGAACAACUUAUUAUGAGGAACCAUUCUUUAGCUAUUUGACCAAAAAAAAAAUUAAUUUUCAACAUUUUUUCUAAAAAAAGUUAAAAAAUUUCUUAAGCCUAUAAAUAUAGCUUAAUUUGAAAAUAAAAUAGAUAAAUUUUUAUAAUUGUUUGAGUGAAAUGUUUCAAGUUUCUACGAUUAAUAUUUUACGGAUUUCAACAACGAAAUAAUCAAAAUUGAUUGAUGUGCAAUCAUUAUUAAAUACAUAAUAAAAUAAUAAUAAUAAUAUGCGAAUAAUUCUCAAUAAAUGUUUUUUUUUGCUUUAAUCUAAAUUAUUUAUUUAAAAUUCUAGAAAAAAACCAUAUUAGGAUUUAGGAAUUUAGUAUUAAAUUUUCAAAUCUUAAGUAAUAAAACUAAACAUUUAUGAAUUUUUAACCAAAAAAUAAUUUGACGGAUUUCGAAUCGAAACGCUUAUUAAAAAAAUGUGUUAUUAUGUUUUUUCAUUAAUUGUAUAAUUGCUGUAAUGAACAUUUAUGAUACAUUUUAUACUGCAUUUUCAAGGUUUUUGAUUUAGCUCAUUCCGUUAUAUGGGUAUCUCGGGACCUUUCUAAUUUAACCUCCCUGCACAGUACUAACUAUAUAAUAUCUAUAUAUACAAUUGGCUACCAGAAACUAUCCCUUAAAGUUGAAGUGUGAUUCGUCUUUUCUGCUUCAAAAAGAAAUGACAGCUAGACUCAAGAGAAAAAACACAAAUCAUUGUAAAACCCAAUGCAUUUAUCGCUCUACUCAGAAUAGGAAAUUCUACAAAAAUAAUUUCAUAUAGAACUCUCGAGUUCAUGCUCAUCAUUUCAAUUCAAACGAUAUGACCCCGGACAUUCAAGUGAAGGCACGUCUUCAACACCCGUAAUCUAAGACGAGCUCUCUGGGGCACCAGAAAUAUAGUCACUUUAACUGUUAA